CAUUUAGAGCGGUUUAUUUUCAAUUAUAUUAAAUGAGAUAUCCGUAAGUGUUUUAUUAGACAUAUGUCGUUACAAUGACCCAAGAAAGAAAGCGUUUUUUGUACAUCAACCUCGGAACGCAAUACUAUGCUAAUGUGAACUUAUGCUAAUGCGUACUUCCGGCUUCCGUUACAUUGUUACGGAACUAACUUGUACUCUUGUUUAACCCCUGAUAGGUUUUCAAUUUCUGAUUGCAUGUUGUGCUUUGUCCAAGUAGUCCUCUGUUUAAAAAUGCCAGACACAAAAACUAGUGAAGGCAAGUGUAUUUUACAACUGUGGCGAGUUUGUUGAAAUGUGAAGUCUAAAAUGUGCGACUUAAGUAUCUAAUGGAUUACACCUGACUGAUGCCCCACCAUUGUAAUCGCAGAGGAACAGAAGAUGACAGUCCUGAAUCUAUCCUUUGCUGCGUGUGGGUUCUUGGGGAUCUACCACCUUGGUGCCGCAAGUGCCUUUCUCUGCCAUGGGCACAAGCUAAUGGGCUCCCUUAGGGUCUGUGCAGGGGCUUCAGCCGGGGCCCUGGUGGCCGCUGUAAUGAUUACAGCUCCUGACAAAUUGGAGCAGUGCAAAGAGUUCACCUACAGGUUUGCCGACAGUGUGAGACUGCAGAGGUUUGGAGCAGUCACACCAGGAUACAACUUUAUGCAGACACUAAGGGAGGGCAUAGAAGAUAUUCUGCCCAGUGAGGCUCACACCCUGGCUGCUGAACGCCUUCACAUCUCAAUAACACACUCCAGAAGCGGCAAGAACCACAUCAUGUCAAGGUUCACCUCCAGGGAGGAGCUCAUAAAGGCUCUGUUGGCCAGCAGCUUCGUCCCUGUCUAUGCUGGACUUGAACCAGUGGAGUUAAGGGGACAGAAAUGGAUCGACGGAGGAUUUACUGACAGCCUGCCAAUUCUGCCUGUGGGACGAACCAUCACAGUGUCUCCAUUUGUCGGGACGCAGGAUGUGUGUCCUCGCCACAGGGGGCGCUUCAGCACUCAGCUGAGGCUUGCCAACAUGAACAUUAUGUUUUCCGUGGAGAACAUCAAACGGUUAAACCAGGCUCUUUUCCCUCCACCUGCCAGAGGCCUGCAGUUCCUUUGUGAACAGGGUUUCCAUGAUGCCAUGAAGUUCUUAAAGAGAGAGGCAUUGAUGAGAUGCAGUCGGUCCAAGGUGUUGAGGAUGUGACCUGGGAGCAGACAGGACAUAAAUGCAGGCCUGAUCUUAUCGGGUAACGUCCGGUGAGGAACGCCGCCCUGCUGGGGGUGCACAGGCUCGCUGCAGCGAUGUGAUGAGUGAGCUUGACGCCGUCCUGAGCCAACUGAUCAAUAUUUGGCGUCCUGCAGAGGAG
Molecule: messenger RNA, 1369 nt
Organism: Cynoglossus semilaevis (tongue sole)
Lineage: Eukaryota; Metazoa; Chordata; Actinopteri; Pleuronectiformes; Cynoglossidae
Gene: pnpla4
Product: patatin-like phospholipase domain containing 4
Exons: 9
Coding region: 418-1206 (262 amino acids)
Biological process (GO): triglyceride catabolic process; lipid homeostasis
Cellular component (GO): cytoplasm; membrane; lipid droplet
Molecular function (GO): retinyl-palmitate esterase activity; triacylglycerol lipase activity
Source: RefSeq, a predicted model, not a curated record